AUGAAGCCCUUAGAAACUCGGCUGACCCCGGAAUUCCGCCGGGUGGCCGCCAUGAUGCUGGCCGCUGUGCUGUUUUUCUUUACCCUGGUGGUGUUAUACCAGGUCAUGCCGGUCUCCUGGAGCGUUUCGUUGCAUGAGAUGACCGGCAAGUCCGUCGUGAGCACCCAGAGCUGUAGUAGUCCUCCGAGCAAUCAUUCCGCUGCGUCCGCCUCCACCUCCACCCUUCCGUUUAUCGAUGAUUUCUUGCAUCCCGACCGGCGCUGUCAGGCGCUGCCGGAUCCCGGCAACAUGCUCUUUAUUGUGAAAACCGGCGCGACCGAAAUCUACGAGAAACUCCCCACGCAGCUGCUGACCACCCUCGGAUGUUCGCGCGAUUUCAUCAUCUUUUCCGAUCUGCAGGAGCAGAUCGGUCCCUACACCAUCCACGAUGCGUUGGCGGAUUUCAACGCCUCCAUGAAAGCCACCCAUCCCGAGUUCGAGCUAUAUCGCCAGCAGCAGGAGUAUCAGCGCGGAGGUCUCGAUAUCGCGACCCUGAAGCAUGACGGGCAGGCGGCCUGGAAGCUGGACAAGUACAAGUUCCUGCACGUGGUGGAGAAGACGUGGGCCCAGCGACCGAAUGUGGAUUGGUAUGUGUUCAUCGAGAGCGACACAUACGUGGUGUGGACGAACCUGCUGCUCUGGUUGAAGCAGCUGUCGCCGCGCGACCGGCUGUACAUGGGCUCGGCCGCGUUCCUCGGUAGCCAAGGGUUCGGGCACGGAGGCAGCGGAUAUAUCAUCUCCAAGGCGCUGAUGGAGAAGUUUGUCGGUCAGAACCCGGGCAUGGCCAGUCGGUACGACGAGGUGUUUUCCGACGUCUGCUGUGGAGAUUUCGUGCUGGGCAAGACCCUGACGGAAGAGCUCAACAUCAAGAUCCAGAAUUUCUGGCCCCAGGUGAAUGGCGAGAAGCCGGUGACGCUGGAGUUUGGCUCCCGCCAGUGGUGCCAGCCGGUCGUCACGAUGCAUCAUGUGAUGCCGCGCGAGCGCAGUGCCAUUUUCGAUUUCGAACAGGCCCGGGAUGAUGUCACGAAACCGCUUCUGUUCCGCGAAUUAUCCGAAUUGUCCUUCCCACCGGGCAAGAUGCGAGUCCAGGAGGACGACUGGGAUAACCUGGCCAACAAGAAGGUGGAUCUGCCCCAGCCAUCGAUGGAGACCUGUCGCGACCAAUGUCUCCAGAGCUCGGACUGCUUCCAAUGGCGGUUCAGCGGGGACGAGUGCCAUGUGCUCACCGAGGCCUUCAAACUGGGGACGAAGAAGCUGCCAGAGAACACGCGACGGUGGUUCUCGGGGUGGAACGUGCGGAAGAUCCAGGACUGGCGCGACACGCAUCCCUGUGACAAACCGGCGUGGGAAAAGGCGCAUUGA
Aspergillus clavatus NRRL 1 is the source of this 1401-nucleotide messenger RNA. Its product is annotated as glycosyltransferase family 31 protein. Bases 1 to 1401 code for a protein of 466 amino acids. The record is from RefSeq and is a predicted model, not a curated record. The transcript has 2 exons. Lineage: Eukaryota; Fungi; Ascomycota; Eurotiomycetes; Eurotiales; Aspergillaceae.